GAGCUGUGCAAGCUACAGGAGCAAACUCUCGACCCACUACAGCCGUCCCAGCACGCGCAUUCCGUACUGUCUGUCUAGGACCCGCGCAAUCUGUGUUACGCAGUCGGCGAGUCGAUAUCGGGAGUCCUGUCCCUGCCCGCAUCUCAUUCCACAGCCUCCACCUUCAUGGACAGGUAGCGCUCGACGAUACCAAUGGAGGCAUAUCCAGCAGCAUACGUGCAGCACAACCUUCCUUUCAUUGUUCUAUCUGGUCUGGGAUCCCAAAAUGAGCUCGAAUCGCCACCCCCCGUCCACGAUGUGCUCCCAGGGAGGGGUGCUGUUAAGACCAGCUCAGAGAUACCUUCAGUGACGGGAGAGCGCGCAGACCAGCUGUUGCAAGACUUCCUGAGUGCCGAUGGCAGUGAUGCGCCAUGGAACGCACGAGGAUUAGGUCGCAAGGAAUUAGCGCAUGGAUUCAAGAUCAGGGCUAUAGGGAGGAACUAUGUGCUGCCCCCGAAGAAAGCCGAUGCGCCCUCGACCUCAGAGACUACUCCGCCUGGCAGUCCCACGAUCGCUGCCGCCACAUCGUGGAUCCUUCAUUCGCCCAUCUCUCCUCUAUCGCCAGGAGCCUCGAUCUUCCCUGACGGUGUCAUCGCACCUACCUGGGUUGCGAAGCACCAGGACUACAUACCUUCUGUCUUUAUAUCGUUCUUCGACUUUACCACCGACCCUAUUACCAACAGCCUGCACGAUAACCAGCUGAAGACGGAGAUCAACAAGAUCAAGGGUCAGAUACAGAAAUCUGAGUACCGCACAAGAUAUGUCGUUGUACUGCUGAGUAACAAGACGAUUCUGGAGGCUCCGGAUAUCGAGGAGCGGCUGGCUGUUAUUCGACGCGCGACGGGUCUUGACCCUAAGAACUCGUUGUUCUUUCUCCCGCCAAAUACAUCGCAGGUCGAACUACGAGCAUUUGUCACAACUGUACUCACUACAUUGCACCCUAUUUGCGUAGAGUACUAUCGAGAUCUGACGAAGCAUGCACGAAGGAAGAAGGGCAGAGGCUCUGUCCCUCCUCCAACGGCACCACCAACCCGCGGCACGUCACAAACUCUGUCUUAUCCUGGUUGGGGCGUGCGCUAUGAUUUCAAGCUGGGUGUCUUUGCAGAGUUCAGACAGGAGAUGGAUGCCGCGCAGAGGCAUUACAAUGCUGCCCUCGAUGCCCUCUUCGGCCCAGAGGGCAUCUUUGAGACAACAGCAAGCUGGUCACCCAGGUGGGACGAGAUUCGCCUGUUGGCCGACACAAUUGCCUUUCGAUACAUCCGCUGUCAGUUAUGGAAUUAUCAAUUAACCUCGGCAGCCCAAACAUGGCUAAAAUACAAGGCGAGACUUCAAGAUGUCCUCGAUCGCAGAAGUAAAGGAACUUCAAACUAUGGGUGGCAGGCCUGGGAGUCGAGAUGGGCCCAGAUGAUGGCGCAGCUCAUUCAACGAACAGAAUUGCCCGUCUUUCGUGCAGAUGGUGAUGCUUCAAAUGAAGAUACAGGGUUGAUCUAUGCACCGCCAGAGAAGCAGUUUCUUCUGGGAGAACGGAUUCCACCCUGGGAAUUACUUCACCAUGCAGGGUAUUGGCACAAGUUGUCUGCAGACCAUGCAAAGAAGCGGUAUGUCUUAGCGCGUGAGAUGGCUGAAGAAGACCGAACUCCUCCUGGUAUGUCACCUGCGACAAAAGUUUCAACGCGCAACCAGGUGUAUGACCACUUCCUGGUCCCACAGCCUCACGAAGAGCUGCCCCUACCAAACAGUGGCGGCGAAGGCUUUCAGCACUGGGACGAUAUCACUUCUAAACUGAAUGCCGCUAUCAAAGACUUCAAAACUCGCGGACAGCAUCGUAAAGUGGAGCAGCUGCAGUUGGAGGUCGCCAGGACUCUGUUGCACGUCAAGAAAUUCGAUCAUGCAUUUAGAGUGCUGCGGCCUUUAUGGGCUUCGAUGUCUUGGAGAAGAGAAGGCUGGUGGAUCCUUGCUUCAGAGGUUCUUUGGGCCCUCCAUGAGUGUGCGUUACGUGUCCAAGACAAGGAGACAUACAUUGCCACUGAGUGGGAGCUGUUCGAUCAAGCUGUGAUCGGCAAAAGUCGGUACAAGUACGAUCUUAUGUCAUGUCUGGACGCUUUUCCUAGCGGACCAUCUUCCGAGAAGGUUACCGUCAGUCUCGAUACCAAGGACUAUCUCUCUUGCUUGUCUGUACAUCUCGCUCUGCUUGGUAGCGAAGGUAACAUAGGCGAGCCUCUUCGGUCGCAAAUCAUUGUCACUUCCACAGCACGACCAGGCUCUGCUCCCAUUACGCUAUCAUCUCUGUAUGUGCAGUUCAAGGGUGGCCUCAACGAAGUGCGCCUGAAUCAUGUCACCGAUGAGGGUGCAUCGUCUGAUUUCUUUGACUGCACUUUGCAAGAGAGCUCUGCGCCACCGGAGAAGCCGAAGUGGACCGGCUCAUUGGACUUAACGCUGAAACCUGGUCAGACCAAGGUGUUCAACUUUCCCCUCAUUUUUCGCGAAGCGGGUGACGUCGAGGCAACAGCUUAUGUGUUUGAGAUUGACACAGACCGGUUCAAUCUGAUAUGCUCGAAUAAUAACCUUCAGACAGAGCCUCAUUCAAACUGGUGGAUCAAGGCCGAGUCUGGGGUAAGACCACGCAAAGUGAAACGACUGUCCGGCAUCACAACACAUAUCUUGCCAAAACCACCGAAAAUGGAGAUUAGACUGCCAGACGUACGUGAGCAGUAUUUCACAGAUGAGCCUGUUACACUAGCGAUAGAGAUUUCAAACCAGGAAGAGGAAGAGACAGAAGCUGUGCUUGAAGUACGGCUAUUGGGUCGCUCCAAAGACACACUGGCUUACACCUGGGUCGAUCGUCCAGCGUCCUCGCCCAUGAAAGAAAUUCCGCCGGUGCUCGAUGGAUCAACAGACGUUGACCUGCCGGGCCAUGUCGUUGGCAGACUUUCACAAGGCGCCAAAACAACCGAAAAGAUACGCUUCACUGCCCCUGCAGAUCCAGCAGACUAUGCUCUGGAGGUGAAAGUUCUCUACCAUCUUCUCAGCGACCGCGAGACGCCCAUCUCGAAAAUCAUGAUCGCUGAUCUGGUCUUCAACUCUCCUUUCGAAGCUAGUUACGACCUGAAUGCUCGUGUGCAUCCUGAUGCUUGGCCCAGCUAUUUCGAGCUGCAAGAAGCUGAGAGCAAUCACAAUGCUGAGUCCACAGAUGCCUUCGGUAUCGCCCAGAAAUGGGGAUUGCGCGCCAAGGUUGCCUCGUUUGCAGAUGAACCGCUCAUUGUAAAAGACCUCGUAGUCGAGGUGCACAGCAUCCACGGCGGCGCAACAUGUGACGUUGUCAAGGAGUCUGCACCCACCGAUACAUCCAUGAACCUUCAAGAGUUACACAACUGGACGUUCAGCCUCGAUAUCCGCAAGAACAAUCUCGAGGAGCGCCGCUCUACAGCCCUCGACACAACGCUGAACAUCACAUGGCAGCGUACAUCGUCUCCAGAUACUGACCCUGUAGUAUCGUCUCUGCCUAUACCUCGCAUCCAAAUUCCUUCGAGUGAACCUCGCGUUCUUGCAUCCUCACAAGUCUCCACUACCGUCCCAGACAUCCUGCACAUGGACUACACGCUCGAGAACCCGACGAUGCACUUUUUGACGUUCGAGUUCAACAUGGAAGCCAGUGAGGAGUUCGGCUUCAGCGGCCCAAAGCUCAAAGUCGUGCAUUUGCUGCCCAUGAGCAGGCAGACUGUGCGCUACAACAUCCUGCCGGCGGAGAAGGGCGUCUGGAUCUCGCCGAACCUGAAGGUCAUCGAUAGAUACUUCAACAAGACGCUACGCGUGCAGGCCACGGAAGGACUGAAGCAGGACAAGGGCAAAGUGGAAGUCUGGGUCCCUGGAGACGAUGGAAAGGGCGCGCAGGACUAGACCCUGUAGAGCAAGCAGACUACAAUUCCAAGGCACGAUAUUCCAGUCGCCUUCGCGCUACGACUGGCGUUCAACAUCAGAUUAGUAGCGUGACUGACUUGUGAAGACGCUGUUCCUGCUGUGCAACGUUCAAAGAUAGGAGUCUCAUGACCUACCCAACAUCAGCGAAUAAACAAUGCCAACGUGUGAGCAGUGCCCACAAGCCAACC
Messenger RNA from Boeremia exigua, 4145 nucleotides. Its product is annotated as Gryzun, putative trafficking through golgi-domain-containing protein. The transcript is spliced from 4 exons. Lineage: Eukaryota; Fungi; Ascomycota; Dothideomycetes; Pleosporales; Didymellaceae. The coding region runs from base 193 to 3936 and encodes 1247 amino acids. The record is from RefSeq and is a predicted model, not a curated record.